CUGGAGUUCGCUUUUUACCGAAAUAUUAACAGGUAAGUUAGCCGCCAGCGGCAUGCACACAAUCCUUGUGUUUUGUUGACCGAAUCUAGUUUAGCGUUCCACGUGACCGAAUAACUGCCCGGCCCAUUACCUAAUAUAAGGAGUCUUUCAUCUCACUCCAGGCAUCAACAUCCUUUCUUUUGCAAAUCGGGAAUAUCGUGCUGAUUAUACGAAUACCCUAGUAGGAUGCUGGCAAGAGUAUGCUCUCGAGCUAGUCAGAUGACUUGUUCUCUCAUUACACCUACUAAUGGUACUUCUAUCUUUCGUUUUCCCAGUGGCAUCCCGCCUUCCAAAAUGGAUCAGUCUCAGUCACAGCCUUCAAUGACACCGCCUCCUCCAACGUCCUCUCGACCAUUCUCCAGCAGCUCAGCUAGGCGUGACGCGAUGAAAGAGCUAACAUCGGAUCCAUUUUUGUACACGACUGGGCGAUGGUUGAAUCAAGAUGAACUACAGCGCCAAUCACGUUCAUUGAAAUUCAACUUCUCCCUUCUGUGUGAGACUGUUGCGAAAAUAUACCCUGGAGCAUCUAAAGUUAAUUCCUACGAGAAGAAAGAAGGGGGAUAUAAUCGAGUCUUCAUUUUUACCUUGGACAAUGGCAAGAAAGUUGUUGCUAAGGUCGCAACGCCUGUUGCAGGGCCCCCAAGGCUUACAACAAAUUCGGAGGUUGUAACUGUAGCAUACUUACGAUCAAAAGCUUCCCUUCCUAUACCAGAGAUACUUCUUUGGAGUGAUGACCCAUCUAACCCGGUUGGGAUUGAAUAUAUCAUGCAAGAGCACGCUGAUGGUGUUGAUUUGCAUGAACAUUGGCCUGAAAUGGAUAUAGUGCAGCACAUGCAGUGCACCAAGGAGCUCUCGCUGCGGAUUAGAGGGAUGUCAUCUCUUGAUUUCCCGGCAUAUGGAAAUUUGUACUUCGCUGAUGCACCUAUUGAAGAAAAGCUAAAAAUACCAUUCGACAAUGGCUUUUGUAUAGGGCCGUAUUGCAGCCCCCUCUUUUGGAAUUGUGGUGCUGGAGAAAGCGAUAUUUACAAGGGAUUGAAUGCUAACCGGGGUCCAUGGAGAGAUCUCAAGGAGUAUUCGGCCGGGCUAAUAGAUACUGCCCUGUCACGUCUACCCAAAGAACAACCAGCCGAUGACCGACUUCCAUUCCGUGGAACUAUCCAGGAACAUUCUGACCUGAUUGAUGCGUGUCGAAAGUCUAUGAAUAUAUUGAUUGAGGAUGGGCGAAGGAAUAUCUAUGAUUCUCCUGACGAUCUAACCAAAGUUACAGGAUUGAUUGACUGGCAACUGGCAUCGAUUGAACCUGCAUUCAUCUAUGUUCACGGAACCCCUGAUUUUGCCUCGCUCGCCGACCAGGGCUCAGCCGAAGCAGACGAGUCCGAGAAAGCGCAAUCGGAAGACGAGAGACGGCUCCAAAAGGAUCUUUCUAUAUGCCACCAAACGUAUGACGUUAUCAUGAAGGGCAAGGUACCCAAGAUGCGAGCAGCAACACGGCUUGACCCAACCUUCUUCCGCCUAUUUCACUAUUGUUUUACCACCUGGAGGGACGGUGCCCCCGCCAUUAGACAAGAGCUUCUGGACUUGCGGUCUUUAUGGUCAGAAUUGGGGCUGCCUGGAAGCUGUCCAUAUGACCCAGAUGAGGAAGAGCUGCACAGACAUGCAAAACAGUAUGAGGACUUUGAAACAAGGCAGAAACUGAAAACGUGGCUUACGAUGCAGAUGAACUCGGGAUCUGAUGGCUGGGUGCCUAAUGAGAUAUGGGAUGCUGCUCAAGAGGCGAAUAGGGCAGCGUAUGCAGAGUGGAUGGAGUCUGCAAAGGAGUUGGGAGAGGCGGAAGGGAUGACGCCUGAGAAAGCUGAUAGGCUGUGGCCCUUUGACGCAAGAUAA
This is a messenger RNA of Trichophyton rubrum CBS 118892, 1923 nucleotides long. RefSeq lists its product as uncharacterized. Gene Ontology annotation, cellular component: mitochondrion. The transcript has 5 exons. The coding region runs from base 226 to 1923 and encodes 565 amino acids. NCBI's taxonomy places the organism in Eukaryota, Fungi, Ascomycota, Eurotiomycetes, Onygenales, Arthrodermataceae. The record is from RefSeq and is a predicted model, not a curated record.